This is a messenger RNA of Nylanderia fulva, 2016 nucleotides long. The record is from RefSeq and is a predicted model, not a curated record. NCBI's taxonomy places the organism in Eukaryota, Metazoa, Arthropoda, Insecta, Hymenoptera, Formicidae.
AUGAAGGGAGAUACCGCCGAGGAGCUGAGCCGCAUCCACAACGCUGUCACCGCCGCAGUCAACGCACAGGAGAGCAUCGGACGUCCUAUCAACUCGCAUGGGAUGGACCUGUUCAACCACCUGGUCGUCGAACUGUUCGACGCACGCACUCGUCUCGAAUGGGAGUCAACCACUUCAGACUCCACCGAACCACCACAGAACGAGGCACUUCUCGACUUUAUUAGUCGACGAGUAUUGACGCUCAACGCCGCACGACCGAGGAGUGUCACAAAGGGACCUGGAGAAACAUCACGAUUCGCCAAAGCGCACGUCACGAAGCACCAAGGCGCGGAUUCACCUCACUGUGCACUGUGCCGUGAAAACCAUACCUUGAUGACGUGCAAAAGCUUCAAGGCCAAGACUGCGGUUGAGCGGAAAACGUUCGUGGAGACCAACCGACUGUGCUUCAACUGCUUAGGCAAUCAUUUCUUAGCACGGUGUCAGUCAAAAAAGAAUUGCCUCACCUGCAACGCACGACACCACACCAUGCUGCACGGGGCAUCCACAUCAACACCAUCCGCUGAGGCCACUUCACUUGCCACCACACUGGUCACUGCACGGCAAGCUAAGACGCACAAGGCCGUCCUUCUCGCAACCGCUCGCGUCAAGGUCGCUGAUCGAUACGGAUCACCACACGAGGUUAGAGUCUUGAUAGAUCAGUGCUCCGAGGUGUCCAUCAUCUCUGAGGCUCUGGCUCAGCGUCUUCGGCUGCCUCGAGCUUCAACGGAUCUGUCCAUCUUCGGCAUCGGAGGGACUCGCUCUGGAUCAGCGCGUGGCAAGGUCACGAUAGACAUCACAUCUGACGUGACCAAUGCCGAGCUUCGCGUGGUGGCCUUUGUGCUGCCGCGCAUCUCAUUGCAACAAGGCACCGCUCAACGUGAAGAUCGUAGCUGGCCUCACAUCCACGGACUUCGAUUGGCCGACCCGCGCUUCCUGGAUGACGAUCCUGCGGAGUUACUUCUGGGAGCAGAAGAACGCGAGCCAGUAGCUGGGACACCGCUCACCGCCGACGAAGCCAGGUGCGAAGACUUCUACGUGCGCACGGUCACUCGCACGUCCAGUGGCAGGUACAUGGUGAGGCUGCCAUGUACUUCACCGCCGCCGACAUCGCUCAGCGAGACUCGUCGACCCGCAGAGCGCCUCCUGGAAGCCAUGGAGCGGAAGGGAGCACGAGAUCCUCGCUUCGGUGACCUCUAUCGAGAUUUCAUGGAGGAAUACGAGAACCUGCAACAUAUGGAGCGCACACGGUCCGGAGAGUCGCUGAACGCACACCUCCUCACUGGAGCCAAUCUCUUGCCAACACUCGCUGAUGUCCUACUUCGUUGGCGUUGGCAUCGGUACGUUCUCGUCACGGAUAUCGAGAAGAUGUACCGACAAAUUCUUGUACAUCCGGAGGAUCGUCGCCUGCAAACCAUCUUGUGGCGCCACACCAGCUCUGAUGACGUCCACGAGUACGAGCUGAGGACCGUGACCUACGGGCUAGCGUGUGCACCCUUUCUCGCCAUCAGGACUCUUCAUCAACUCGCAGCAGACGAAGAGGCACGAUAUCCACGCGGAGUCAAGGCACUGCGACACGACUGCUACGUCGACGACGUGGUCACCGGCGCUGAUAGCUUGGAGGACGCUAUCGACCUUCAGCAGGAACUACGGAGUCUUUGCAUGGUGCUCACCGGAGUUCCACCGGAACAUCGGCAUCAACGCAAACCGCACUCAUGGGAGGGAGAGAGUCACGCUACCUUGGGCCUCCGAUGGCAUCCGCAAGGUGACUGGUUCUCCUUCACCAUACGUCCGCGUGCAAUCACCGACUUCACGAAGCGACGAGUUUUGGCCGAGACGGCUCGACUCUUUGACCCGAUGGGGUGGCUCGCACCUGUCGUCAUCAGAGCCAAAAUUCUGAUUCAGACGACGUGGCUUCAACGGCUGGACUGGGACUCCCCGCUGCCUGAUCAGGACGCACACCGCUGGAGGCAGUGUUGA